Brassica oleracea var. oleracea is the source of this 606-nucleotide messenger RNA. RefSeq names its product CLAVATA3/ESR (CLE)-related protein 26-like. The transcript has 2 exons. The coding region runs from base 170 to 484 and encodes 104 amino acids. The record is from RefSeq and is a predicted model, not a curated record. Lineage: Eukaryota; Viridiplantae; Streptophyta; Magnoliopsida; Brassicales; Brassicaceae.
CCUCUCUUCACUUGCUUUUGUGUUCACUUUUCUUUGUUCUCUAUUAUUGUUUAUAAUUCAGAAAAGUCGAAUACACCUAGCUACUUCUUCGAUCGAUAUUGAUUUCUGUCCAUACUUCAACCAAUAAACAAAGAUAGGACCCAGAAAACCACCCAUAAGACUAGAAACCAUGCGAAAUCUCCAAUCCCUUCGUCUCCAAUUGUUGUUUUGUACACUAUUUACAAUUGGUUUAGUCACUCUUCUGAUGAUCGAUGCUUUUGUCUUAGAAAAUAACAGUGAAGCCAAAACCGCAAAAGAGAUCACUGCUGCUAAGACGAUUAACAACUCCAUUGUACAUGCUAAGGAAGUACAACAAGAACUUGAAGAUAGACCAAGCAAUGGCGAUCUUAUCUACGCUGGCAGCAAAAGAACAGUGCCUCGUGGACCUGAUCCUAUACACAACAGGAGAGCGGGAAAUUCAGGACGACCACCGGGAAGCGCAUAAGUACGGUGAAAGCUUGGGGAAGAAGCAGAUAGAAGUAUUUAUUGGCAAAGGUUUUGUAAUGCUGCUAGAUUCUCUUUUCCUUUCGUUUGGGAUCGAAUCUUUUAAAUAUGCUCAAAACAUUU